Salvia miltiorrhiza (redroot sage) is the source of this 1473-nucleotide messenger RNA. Its product is annotated as probable receptor-like protein kinase At4g10390. Bases 381 to 1316 code for a protein of 311 amino acids. The transcript has a single exon. Gene Ontology annotation, biological process: protein phosphorylation. The record is from RefSeq and is a predicted model, not a curated record. Lineage: Eukaryota; Viridiplantae; Streptophyta; Magnoliopsida; Lamiales; Lamiaceae. Gene Ontology annotation, cellular component: plasma membrane. Gene Ontology annotation, molecular function: ATP binding; protein kinase activity.
UAAUUUAUAUAAUAAAUUGACAUAAGUAGUAUAUAAAACAAAUUGACAUAAUAAGAAAAGCAAAAAUGGUAUGAGUGUACGUACAUAACCCCAGAUCCCCCCUCCCCCUUGAAUCAAUAAAGUACACAUAUACAAAAAAAUGAAGAGUUGCAGCCACCAAACCCACACGAGGAGCCGUUCUAGUUGUGUAGAUUGUGGGGACACACUUCCAUGCAUGGGGACCUCUUCUCCCAUGCCGGUGCUCUCCAUUAUUCUCUUAUCCUUCACGUUUUUCCUCUCUCUCUCAAUUUCUCACUAUUUUUAAAAUCACUAUCUCUGUUUCACUCUUCCUUCCUCGCGGCUUCUUUUAUAACCAACACAACAGCUCCACUGAUCCAUCAAUGGGGCUCGUCAAAUUCCUCAAACGCAAACUCACCAGAUGUCAAACACCCCUCGCCGUCGCCGUCGAUCAUCCCCAAAACCACCGCUUCUCCUGGGAGGAUAUACAGAGUCUGACGGCGGAUUUCGCCACCGUCAUCGGCUACGGCGGGUUCAGCACGGUCUACCUGGCCCAAUUCCGGCAGUCCGCCGCCGCCGUGAAAGUGUGCUGCAGCAGCCAGCGCGUGUACGAGGCGUUCAAGCAGGAGCUCCAGAUUCUGCUCCACAUCCGCCACCCAAACAUCGUGAAGCUCCUCGGCUACACAGAGGAUCACGGCGCCCUCAUCAUGGAGUACGUCCCCAACGGCACCCUGCACCACAAGCUCCACGCCUCGCACGCGCCACUCACGUGGGAUCAACGCGCCGCCGUGGCCUUCCAGCUCGCCACCGCCAUCGCCUUCCUCCACGACACCUGCGCCCCUCACAUCGUCCACGCCGACAUCAAGCCUGCCAACGUCCUUCUUGACCACGAUCUAAACUGCAAGCUCUGCGAUUUCGGAUCUGCGAGGGUCGGAUUCUCCUCCGCGGUGGCGCCGACGAUCAUCACCGGCUCCCCCGGCUACACCGAUCCCCUGUAUCUGAGAACUGGUUUGGUUUCGAAGAAGAACGAUGUGUACAGCUUCGGUGUUGUUCUUUUGGAAUUGAUCACCGGAAUUGAGGCUUUCUGCCCAUCCACCGGAGAGAGGCUGGCGGGGAGGGCGAGAGACGCGGCGGAGAUGGUGGAUCCGCGGUUGCGCCUCGGGGAGGCUGCUCUCGGAGAAGUUAGAGCGAUGGCGGCGCUCGCCGCCCACUGCAUUUCGGAAACGCCGGGAAUUAGGCCUUCUGCUUCUGAUAUUUUGACCACCAUGAGAAGCGCGAUUCCGUCUUUGGCGUUCAUGUUUCAGAAGAAGCUUUUGUAGAUACCUACAUUAUACAUACAUACAUACGUACAUUUGUGUGAUUGUGAUUUAGAUUGUGGUGUAACUUAGUUAGGAUACACACUUGAAUUUAAUUUAUUGAUUUACCUUUUGAGCAAAUGUUUAUUUGAAUUUGGAAAAAAAAAUCUAGUUACUCCAA